AUGCUGGGCAGGCUGGUCGCCAGCCUCUGGACGCCGUCCGCGCAGCGAGAGCCCCUGGAGCGCGAGCAGAUGACCGUGGAGGCGGGUGCACAGCCCGCCCAGCCCAGCACAGCCACCCCCAACAUGGGCGACGAGCAGCAGCAGGAGCUCAUCACGAGUUGCAAGCGCAGAGGCCCCGAAGCCGGCGAUGACAUCUCUCCGGGCAAAAGGCAGCGACUACCGUCUGCUACGGACGUCAGGGGCAGCAGCACUGACUUCCAGAGGCAGCAGGACCAGCGCAAGCAGGCGGUCUCACACCUUCAGGGGACUCCAGAGGCUUGCAGCUCAGGUGAGCAGCAAGAGCAACAGCAGAAGACUGGCGAGAGUGCCAAGGCCAGGGGCCCCCUGGGUCACAUCCUUACGCCAGUGUACUACCUGUGGCAGCAAGGCAGCCACAUCGCCCAGCACUUUGGUACGCCAGGCAGCGGGACAACGCAGCCGCCGCAGCAGCAGCAGCCGCAGCAGCAGCAGCCGCAGCAGCAGCCGCAGCAGCAGCAGCAGCAGCAGCAGCAGCAGCAGCGGCAGCAGCAGCGGCGGCUGCACGGAGACGAUGGCGAGGAUGAACAGCAGCAUGAGGGCCCCCACUCGCAGGCCUGGCAAGUGCAGCGGCUAGACGAGCCCCUCGAUGGUGCUGCUUGUGUCGCGCAGCAGCCGCAGCAGCAGCAGCAUGCAGCAGGCGAGUGCGCCACCAGCACGACCAGCACCGUUACGACCGGCAGCGUGCUGGCCCCUGAGGCCUCAGAUUCGGUCGCUGGCGAUGCCGCCGCAGGCGCGCCCAGCGUGCGCGGGUUUGAGAGCGGCUGUGACAGCGACAUCGAUCCUGCGGGGGAGCUCGCCUGCGCGGGCGUGGCAAUGCCGCCCGCGGCCGCUGCUGAGGUGGAUGAUGAGGAUGACGAGGAGUGGUUUGAUCCCCUGCUCUUUAUAAGCCGCCUGCCACCGGCUGCGCCGCCAGGCGCGCUGCGGCCCGGGACUCUGCUCCCACGGCGUACGCGGGCGUGCAAGCAGAAGACACUGGUGCUGGACCUGGACGAGACGCUGGUGCACAGCACACUCGACGGCGCGCCUGGCUCGGAAGGCGCGCACUUCCACUUCCCAGUCCACUUCAACGGCGCCGAGCACAUGGUGCACGUGCGCAUGCGGCCGCACAUGCGCGACUUCCUGGAGCGGACGUCGGAGCUGUUUGAGGUGGUGGUAUUCACUGCGUCUCAAAAGGUGUACGCCGAGAAGCUGCUCAACAUCCUCGACCCCCACCGGCGGCUGGUGCGGCACCGCAUCUACCGCGACAGCUGCGUGUUUGUCGACGGCAACUAUCUGAAGGACCUGUCGGGCUUGGGCCGCGACCUGGCCCACACUGCAAUCGUCGACAACAGCCCCCAAGCCUUCGGCUUCCAGGUGGACAACGGAAUCCCCAUUGAGUCGUGGUACGACGACGACGCCGACACAGAGCUGCUGCAGCUGCUGCCUCUCCUGAGGAAGCUCGCAGACGCGGACGAUGUUCGCCCGUUGCUGCGCGAGCGGUUCCGCCUGCGAGAGCGCGUGGAGGGCGCGGCGGCGACGUGGCGCAGCCGCAUGGAGCAGGAGGCUGCUGCGUGGCAGCGACAGUGCGUUGGCUCGGUGGCCACAGCACAGCAGCAGCCCGCGCUGCCGAUGCCACCUGCACAGCAAGCACAGCAGCAGUCGCAGCAGGCUGGUAGCGGUAUGAUGCAGCAGGCCCUGCCUCCGUCGAGGCAGUUGAAGGUUGCAGUGGUGGCCGCCGCAACCCACUUAAGUUAG
Messenger RNA from Monoraphidium neglectum, 1812 nucleotides. Its product is annotated as CTD small phosphatase-like protein 2. The transcript has 4 exons. Gene Ontology annotation, molecular function: phosphoprotein phosphatase activity. NCBI's taxonomy places the organism in Eukaryota, Viridiplantae, Chlorophyta, Chlorophyceae, Sphaeropleales, Selenastraceae. The coding region runs from base 1 to 1812 and encodes 603 amino acids. The record is from RefSeq and is a predicted model, not a curated record.